Molecule: messenger RNA, 3245 nt
Organism: Patella vulgata (common limpet)
Lineage: Eukaryota; Metazoa; Mollusca; Gastropoda; Patellidae
Product: zinc finger protein 235-like
Exons: 2
Coding region: 130-1626 (498 amino acids)
Biological process (GO): regulation of transcription by RNA polymerase II
Cellular component (GO): nucleus
Molecular function (GO): RNA polymerase II cis-regulatory region sequence-specific DNA binding; DNA-binding transcription factor activity, RNA polymerase II-specific
Source: RefSeq, a predicted model, not a curated record
ACUGAACAGCGAUUUUCUUUACUUGAGAAGAGAAACAGAUCAGCAAUCCCCUGUUGUGUUUUUAUAAACAAUCAUCAUUCAGUCACAGAAAAGUCUCACAAAUAGACAACAGAAAUUGUUAACAAAAUAAUGGAAACUAAUGAUGUUAAAACAUUACAUCAAUGUGUUGUUUGUGAUGAGAUUUUUCAACAAUAUGAUGAUUUAGAAAAUCACAAUAAAAUACAUGUUAAAGAAGAGAAAACUGAUGAUAUAGAUGAAUAUUGUCAUGUUAAAGAAGAGAAAACUGAUGAUGUAGAUGAAUAUUGUCAUGUUAAAGGAGAGAAAACUGAUGAUGUAGAUGAAUAUUGUCAUGUUAAAGAAGAGAAAGUUGAUGAUGUAGAUGGAUAUUGUCAUGUUAAAGAAGAGAAAACUGAUGAUAUAGAUGAAUAUUGUCAUGUUAAAGAAGAGAAAACUGAUGAUGUAGAUGAAUAUUGUCAUGUUAAAGAAAAGAAAACUGAUGAUAUUGAUGAAUAUUGUCAUGUUAAAGAAGAGAAAAUUGAUGAUGUAGAUGAAUAUUGUCAUGUUAAAGAAGAGAAAACUGAUGAUAUAGUUGGAUAUUGGCAUGAUAAAGAAGAGAAAACUGAUGAUGUAGAUGAAUAUUGUCAUGUUAAAGAAGAGAAAACUGAUGAUGUAGAUGGAUAUUGUCAUGUUAAAGAAGAGAAAAUUGAUGAUGUAAAUGAAUAUUGUCAUGUUAAAGAAGAGAAACCUGAUCUUGUGGAUGGCUAUUGUCAAACUGAAGAUGAUACUGAAACUGUUUAUCAGUGUAAUUUGUGUGAUGAAGAAUUUAAUUUAGAAACUGAUUUAGAAAAACACUGUGAAAUACAUGUUAGUCAGCAAGGGCAAACAGGAGAAAAACCUUAUAAAUGUGAUGUUUGUAGUAAAUCAUUCACUUUAAACAGUAAUCUAAAGAUGCACAUCAGAAUUCAUACCGCAGACAAACCCUUUAGUAAAUCAUUUAGUCAGAAUGGUAGAAUGCAAAAUGGAGAAAAAACUUAUAAAUGUGAUGUUUGUGGUAAAUCAUAUUCUAGAGGUUAUGACUUACGAGUACACAUGAGAAUACACACAGGGGAGAACACAUAUAAAUGUGAUGUUUGUAGUAAAUUAUUUACUACUAGAAGCCAUCUAAAGAACCACAUCAGAACUCAUACAGGUGAAAAACCUUAUAAAUGUGAUGUUUGUGGUAAAUCAUUUAGUGAGAAUUUUAGUUUACAGAACCACAGGAGAAUUCAUACUGGAGAAACACCUUAUAAAUGUGAUGUUUGUGGUAAAUCAUUUAAUAGAGGUUAUGACUUACAAGGACAUAUCAGAAUUCACACCGGAGAAAAACCUUAUAGAUGUGAUGUUUGUGGUAAAUCAUUUACUCAUCGUAGUAAUAUACAACAACACAUUAGAAUUCAUGCUGACAAAAAACCUUAUAAAUGUGAUGUUUGUAGUAAAUCAUUUAGUCAGACUGGUCAACUGCAGGACCACAUCAGAAUACAUACUGGUGAAAAACCUUAUAAAUGUGAUGUUUGUAGUAAAUCAUUUAGUCAGAGAGGGAAUCUUAAGAUACAUGUCAGAAUUCAUACAAGACAAAAAACUGUAUAAAUGUGCUGUUUGUAGUAAAUCAGUUACUACCAGCAUUUGCCUUAAAAAAAGAACUGACGACGAUUACGUACAAUCAUAGAUAUGUUACGAUAGAGAAACUCUAUGUUACUUGUACACAGUGACAGGCGAUCUCGUUCAAUCUCGCGUGAGUCUACGGUACCGUACUGUUAAUGUUUACAUCGCGGACAUCCGGUUAGCAGAUUUUAAAGUUAUGGAUAGAUAUUUUGGAGUUAACCAGUUAGAAAUUCGUCAGGAAAAAAUUAAUGAUUUUUUUAUUAUGAUAUUACGCUUUUGAAACAAGGUGCCUGAAUUAAAACGGAACAAUAUAUCGUAACAAAAGCUUUGUCAAAAAUCGGAACCGACCGCUAAAAAUCAGAACCAGACGGGACAAAAAGCGAAAAUCCGCUUUAAAGCGGGAAAAAAUCAUGUCUGCUGUAAUGAAAAUGCUUAUUUGCGUAGUCUCUAUUUUAUUAUUUAUUUAUUUAUUGAUUAUUAACAUUUAUAGAGCGCUAUCUUCCACAAAGCGUGUUCAAAUGCGCUGUACAAUACAAUUCAAUAAAAUAUGUAAUAAAAAUAAAUAUACAUAAUUAUAAGAAAACUAAAUAAAACUAUGAAGUAAAAUACAACAGGCUAGCUUAGAAUAAAAUCUGAUAUCACAAAUGGGUUUAAGGGUAGAACAGAAUUAUAAGUUAAAGGCUUUCUAUAACAAAAAUGUUUUAAGAAGUGACUUAAAAGAGAAUAAAUUGGGGCAGCAUCUUAUAUUAAAUGGUAAAGAAUUCCAUAAUUUGGGCGUCUGGACGGUAAAAUCGUUUGAAUUUGUAUCUAAAUAAACAUUUUACUGCCCUUAUCUUUUGACAUUUACAUGAAAUGAAAUGGGGUUUAACGUCCUACUGUUCUGCUACGACUGGGCUAAUUAAAUUAAAUGAAAGGGUUUUAACGUCCUACUGUUCUGCAGCAUCUUAUAUUAAAAGGUAAAAAAUUCCAUAAUUUCGGUGCCUGGUCGGAAAAAGGUCGAUCUCCAAAAGACAAAAGUCUUGCUGAUUUAUUUACAAGUAAAAAAUGAUCUGCCAAAUAAAUGUGCUUAUGCGCGCUUUACAAAGACAUAUUAUAGAUCAAGACAAGAUAAUAAAGCUCUGGCUGGAUAAUCCAUAUUAAUGGAACACUGUGUAAAAGUCUUUUUAUACGCCCACAUUGAAAUGUAGUCAUAUAUUGUCGUCACCCCUUCCAUCCGUGGACACUCUAGGGACUAAGGUUAAUAUUAGAUUUACUUUAAAUUUAAAUACAGUGGUUCAGUUCAUGAGAUGGAGAAGCCUAUUGAUUUUCAAUGAUUUCCGAUAAUUGCUGUCAGAGUUAUGGCCCCGAUCACUUUGAAAAAUCUUGUGGAUGCUUUAUGACCAUAGUUAUCAUCUGAUUGAUAUUAUAUUUAUACACCAUGUUUACGCCUUGUUUCGAUUGACUUCGGAUUGAUACACAGAGUUUAAGGUUUGAUUUUCAAUGUUUUUUCAUAAUUUGAACAGUUAAAUCCAUGAUAUUAAACUUUUUGUAUACUAAACGUUAGCAUGGGCCAAACAAAUUUCUGAUAAUUAUUUUAAAUAAAUAUGUCUUUAUUUUUAAAAGUU